This is a messenger RNA of Peromyscus californicus insignis, 591 nucleotides long. Its product is annotated as transcription initiation factor TFIID subunit 10-like. The record is from RefSeq and is a predicted model, not a curated record. Bases 1 to 591 code for a protein of 196 amino acids. Gene Ontology annotation, biological process: transcription initiation at RNA polymerase II promoter. Gene Ontology annotation, cellular component: SAGA complex; nucleus; transcription factor TFIID complex. Lineage: Eukaryota; Metazoa; Chordata; Mammalia; Rodentia; Cricetidae. The transcript has a single exon. Gene Ontology annotation, molecular function: RNA polymerase II general transcription initiation factor activity; promoter-specific chromatin binding.
AUGACCCUGAGGCAGCAGCAGCUCAUGCCCCACCCCGGUCGCGGGUUGGGCACCUCCUCUAUUGGCUCCUGCCAGGCUGCCCACCAGCACAGCCCUGUGGGAAUGGCAGGGCGACCCGGGGCUGGAGCUAUCACUAAGGGCAGGGGCCCUGUGGAGGUGCCAGCCAGGGAGCCUGCAGAGCAACAUGGGCAGGCAUCAGUGGCAGUGGGCGACAAGGCUCCCCCUGAAGGGGCAAUGUCUAAGGGCCUAUAUGCCCUGCAGAGAAAGGCCAACAGAGAAGUGAAGCCCAUAGUGUCCAGCAAGUCUCCUGUAAACUUCUUGAUGCAGCUGGAGGAUUACACUCCUACGAUACCAGAUGCAGUGACCGCUUAUUACCUGAAUCCUGCUGGCUUUGAAACUUCAGACCCAUUCAUAAUUCGGCUCAUCUCACUAGCUGCCCAGAAGUUCAUCUCAGAUAUUGCCAACGAUGCCCUACAGCACUGCAAAAUGAAGGGCACAACCUCUGGCAGCUCCCUGACCAAGAGCAAGGACCGCAAGUACCCUUACCAUGGGGGACUUGACCCCUGCCCUCAGCGAAUAUGGUAUCCAUGA